This is a messenger RNA of Pezoporus occidentalis (night parrot), 4500 nucleotides long. RefSeq names its product chromosome unknown C6orf163 homolog (gene CUNH6orf163). The transcript is spliced from 5 exons. The record is from RefSeq and is a predicted model, not a curated record. Bases 1896 to 2864 code for a protein of 322 amino acids. NCBI's taxonomy places the organism in Eukaryota, Metazoa, Chordata, Aves, Psittaciformes, Psittacidae.
GUUAUGUUACAAAUGGUUUUGUUACUGAAGAUAAGAAAGGUGACACUGCCUUGAGAGCUCUAUUCUCUUUAUCUCCCUAUAAAUCCUUCGCAUUGAACCUGUGAUUUUCCUUGUGUCUCUGUUUUAUACUUACCUGUAUCCUAAAUUCAGCUGGGCCUUGGUUUGGUUACUUCCUGCCUGGGGAGGGAACUGACUUCUACAUUUGAAAAGCUGUAGAAACAAAGCCUUUUAAAACAUAUUCUCCUCUGUGAGCCUAGCUGCCUCACAGCAACAAGGUCCUGGGCAAGUCUGAAAGCUUGCAGGUGAAGAAACCACUUGCCUUUUGAUUGGUGAAGGAAUUUCCAAGUGAAUCAUAGAAUUGAUCAAAUAUUCAGAAAUACCACAUGCUGUGCGUAUCCUGUGGAAUAUGUUUCGUUUGAUAGAAUGUGAUGGAUAUCUAGAAUCCAUCUGUUUUUUUCAAAAGGGUCACACAGCAUUUUAGUUCUUUUCAUUAAAAUGCAGAAGUCUGGUGUGUUUGCAUGAACUAAAACAACUCCAAACCCAGUGCUGCAGUAAGCAUGUUAACCUGGUUUUCUGCAGGCUUUUAAAAUACACACUUUGAUCCUUAUACCUGCAGAUGAUUCGAAGUGAGAAAACCCAGUCCUUUAUUUUCACAUAUUUGGGAGUAAUGGCUCUCAAAAUUUUGAAUUGUGAAGAGAAUACGGAUCUGGAAGGAUCUGAGGAAAAGGAAGUUGGGGGUUGUAAAAGAUAAAGGCCGGGAUUGACCUGGGCAGGGUCUAGGCAAUGUGUGAGCCAAUGGCACUUCAUAGAAAAGCUGUCUAAGAUGGGGCCUUGUUGCUACUGGCUGGAGUCAAGUCCUGUUAACCAGGUUAAUUUAGAACAGGCUGAAGGAACAGUAUUUAAAUUUGUCCCUAUUAUUGAGGAGAUUCUCUAUUUUUUGUGGCAGGUGCUUCACAGGUAACUCAAUGCUACAAAAAUUACAUAUAAAAAGGAGAUAAAGCAGUGCAAACACAGAGAAGAACAUAAUUAAUUAAUGUGUGUUAUAGUAUCAAUACUGGCAUUUGCUGUUGUAAGUAACUGAUUUAUAUUGUAAAAACUAUGUGUAUUGGAUUAAAGGGGAAAACACCCACCCAAACAGAGCUCCAUUGGUAGCAAAAUUUGUUGGCUCAGCUCUGAAAGCACAACUCCUUAUACACCUGGAGACAGCGCCAAUAUAAUUUCUUUUGUUUAGCUUUUCUCAAUUUCAUCUUCAAUAUAGUAAGAAUUAUCGACAGUGGAUAACAGGUGGCUUGACAGGAACUGAGAGUCAAAAUGAUUUCCCAGCCACAGGCUCUGCCAGGAUUUUGCUAAUUCCUUACUGUAUGUGCUGGCUUUCUCAUCUUUACCAAGAACAGCAACAGGAUUCUAUUGAUUCAAAUACCUGAAGCACCAGCUAUUAUGCUGCUCCUAAAAUCUUAGCUUACAUGGUUUGAAUAGGAAUUGUUGGCAUUCAGCAACAGUGAAACAAAUACAAAAAAGACACUGAAAAGGCAAAGCCUGCUGUGACUCUGCUCAACUAUUACCGGGAAACUUAGUUCUUUGUGAGCAAAGCCAGCCCUGCCUGGUAACCAUUGCUCUGCAGGGAGCUAGCUGCAUUCAGGCUGGAAGGGGUUACUUCACGAAACCCUCCCUCAUCAUCUGCCUGCAGCAUGUUACCGAGCUGUCAGCAUGUGUGAAUGAAUCCUAACCGGAAGGCAAACGUUUCAGCCAACUCGGUAAAAAGUAAUUUUAAUUUCUUCACCAGCUUGCAUGUUUUCUGUAGCAACAGUUAAGUGUUUUGCCUGCAAGCAAGAGAUGUAUCAGGAAUAGAGUUCUGACAUUGUAGCAACUGUAUUACAGGAAAACAGAACGCCGCAAUGAUUAGAAAUCCUGAUCUGCACUCCUUCGUGUGUUGUGCUACAUGUUCAAAAAUAGUACCACCGCCACCUUCCAACGCUACUUUUGAUCGGAUUCGGGAGUAUAAGCCUUUCAUAACACGGUAUUACACUCAUCAUGAUAUACUGGAGAUUGGAGCACAUGUUGAACAAGAAAAACAUGAAAAGAAGGAGGCAGAGGCUGAAACACUCAAGGAAGAUGCAGUGGAAAAAGUCCUCAACGAGGCAGCCGCUAAACACAGUGCAUUUGUACACGACCUUCAAAAAAACUUUGAAAAGAAAUUGAAGGAAGAGGUGAUGAAGGCAAAGGCAGAAAUGCAGCGGUACAUGGAAGAACAGCAGAAGAGAGAGGCAGAAGCUGCAGAGCAACGCAUGGCUCACAGACUUCAGAGGAUCCUCAUAGAGUGUGCCCAGGACAAGACACGAGCUGUGGCCAAAGCCAGAAAACAGGAGAGGGAGGCAGCCUUUCAGGAAGCAGCCACUCUGCGCAGAAUGUGCUCAGAACAACUUAAAGAAGAAAUUAGGUUAGCUGAGGAGCAAUAUCAUAGGAGUAUAGAGCAAUUAAAAAAAGAAAAAGAUCGUGAGAUUCAUAUUGUCCGGAGUAUCAUACAAAAAGAGAGUGAGACUGAGACUGAAAAACAGCCUGAAAAAGCAGAGACUUUACAGGUUGGUGAGCUGGAAAAAGUUACAGUUAUGCUGAAAGCAGCAGAAGAACAGAUAAAGACUCUCACACAAGAACUAGAAAAGGUGACAGAAUGGAAGGACAUCCUGGAAAAUGAAAUACAAGCAACAAGACAAACCUUUCAAAAGUAUAUUGAUGCCACAUUUCCUAGCCUGUCCCUUGGACAAGCAGAUUUUAUUUUGCCAUUCAGGGAAGCAUUUCAGCAGAAGGACACACCAGAAGCAUCAGAGAACAGUGACAGUAUAGGAGAACUAGUAUCCAAAGUGUGAGGUUCACAGCCAUGUGUAAACAGAACUACAAACAGGCAAUGCUGAAAAAUAAAGUCAUCUGCUCAUUGUAUUGCAUUAUUGUGGUUAGAAUGCUACAGAGAAAAAUGACUAUCACUGUAUUAAAUAAUUGGUGAGCCAUGCUGAGAAAUUAUCCAUUAAUUUUUGUUUUGCAAAUGCUAGGGCAGAGGUUGAAACAUGUAACACUUGAGGAGCUUCCCACUGAGUCCUUCUUGAGAAGGAAAAAGGCAGAAAAAUCUAAGCAGAAAAUCUCAGUUAACCACGAGCGCUUGGACUUUGAGGACUGUUGACUCUGCCCCUGAAUAGUCAGGUGUGGAAUAAGACACACAGGCUUUGAACAACCUCACCUCAGGUUCUGAGAUUUACAGGGUGGUUAUUCAAUGCAAUGGUGUGUAUGUCUAUGUAAAGUCCCUGAAAGUGAGUGGCUACAUGAUCUGAAAACUCACCUGGCUUGAGAGACAGCUUUUGAGCAAAAAGUGUGUGCCAGCAGGCAUGCAAAAUAAUUUUCCCUUGGGAGGACUCAGGUUUAUCUAUUUACACGUGCUUGAAGCCUGCAUGGCUUUAGGCCAGCCUCAGUACACUGAUUUGUUCCAAGAUUCUGCCUGCCUAAACAGCAGAUUUGCCUUCACUGUGUAAUAAGACUUCCCACAGCAUUUGCUUAAUAUUCACUAAAGCUUUAUGUCUGUCUUGUUACCUGUUCAUCUAAAACCACUGCACAGCAUCUUGAGUGUAGCUGAAGAAUGUAAAGGAGCUGGUAUUUACUGUAGGUGAUAGAAAGUAUAAUAUGGUGAAGGAACCUGUCUAUAGGUAUCUCAUUUAAAAGAUUUUUUAAGAGAGCAGUCUGUGCAACCAUCUUUUCCUCAUGCUCAAAAACAACCCCAGAAAACCAAAAAGCAGAAUAAUCUCAUAGGUAUCCAUCACUCUACCAAACUAAGAAGUGAAGACAAGUGAAGUCACUGGUUUCUUGUGAAACAGUUUAAUUCAUAUAAAAUAUUUUGAGCAGAUAUUUGGCAGGCUCUGGCACUAUUUCUGACCUAAAUACCUGUAAAACCUUACUCCACUGAAUUGUGGAAGCUCUUGCUGUGGAGAGCUGAUGCUCGCUGUUCAUUUUCCCUCUUAAGUUUGCAAUGAAAAGAACCCAAACUUCAUGUUCACGGCUGUCUAAUCAAACGGAUAAACUGCUCAGAACCCAAGACAAAACUUGUGUUUGCAGCUUAAAAGCCCAUCAACAGUCUGAAAUACUCCAUAAGAUCUAUAAACCAUUUUCUAAAGAAAGCAUUUACAUAUGCAUUAAGCAUAAAAGUCUUUUGAAACUACAGGAGUAAAGUACUGGAACUAAAGUACUAGCAGCAGCAUCAUGCAAUAUCUAAAGCUGGUGAACACUCUGUUGGGUUAGCUGGUUAAAGGCUCACCUCAGUACACACUGAGGAGCCCAGAGGAAGAUGCAGCUGGGAGAACACUAGCAAACCAGUCAGAGGAAUAAGUCCCCAAUCCAGCCCCUCCCAGGUCAUGCCAGGAGAGUGUUAGCUCCAUGGACUGGGAGUGAGACCCAGCACCACAAGUCAAUUGGAGAGCCUUUCUGGAGAACCUUGCAGACUGAGGAUGGAUACAGCCUGGA